AUGAAUCCGACCGUCGUCGCUGUCGAAGCCCCUCCGCUCUCCAUGGCGCCGGACGUAUCGCUGCCCGUCAGGAACGCCGCCAAGGAAACCGCCGAGGGCAUCCUCUACGGUUCUAUUGCCGGCAUCGUCGGAAAAUACAUCGAGUACCCCUUCGACACCGUCAAGGUCCGCCUCCAGAGCCAGCCCGACCGACUGCCCCUCCGCUACCAGGGCCCGCUCGACUGCUUCCGCCAGUCCCUGCGCGCCGAUGGCUUCCUCGGCCUGUACCGCGGCAUCAGCGCGCCGCUCGUCGGCGCCGCCGCCGAGACCUCGAGCCUCUUCAUCUUCGAGUCGCUCGGCCGCGAGAUUCUCUACGCCACCGGCCUCGCCCCCCGCGACCGGCCGUUGUCCCUGCCCGCGCUCUACACCACCGGCGCCUUCGCCGGUGCCCUCGCCUCCUUCGUCCUGACGCCGAUUGAGCUCGUCAAGUGCAAGAUCCAGGUGCCCACCGGCGGCGGUGGAGCCGGCCUAAAACCGCUCGCCGUCGUCCGCGACGUCUUCCGACAUGACGGCCUGCGCGGCUUCUGGCACGGCCAGAUGGGCACGUUGAUCCGCGAGUCGGGCGGCUCCGCGGCCUGGUUCGGCGCCAAGGAGACGGUCACGGCCGCCUUUUACAGCCUGGCGGUGAAGAAGGCGGCGACGCCGGCGGAGCGGGAGCGCAUCCGCGCCACGCCGUUGCCGCUGUGGCAGCAAGCCGUCGCCGGCGCCUCGGCGGGCGUCUCGUACAACUUCCUCUUCUUCCCCGCCGACACCAUCAAGUCGCGCAUGCAGACGUCGCCGCUGGGGACGCCCGGCCAGAAACCGUCCUUUUGGGCUGAGGGGUCGGCCAUCUGGCGCCAGUCGGGCCUCCGUGGGCUCUAUCGUGGUUGCGGCAUUACCUGUCUGCGGUCCGCGCCCAGCUCCGCGUUCAUCUUCAUGGUCUUUGACGGACUCAAGAGGCAUUUCCCUAUGUAA
Molecule: messenger RNA, 993 nt
Organism: Cordyceps fumosorosea ARSEF 2679
Lineage: Eukaryota; Fungi; Ascomycota; Sordariomycetes; Hypocreales; Cordycipitaceae
Product: amino acid transporter arg-13
Exons: 2
Coding region: 1-993 (330 amino acids)
Biological process (GO): mitochondrial L-ornithine transmembrane transport
Molecular function (GO): L-ornithine transmembrane transporter activity
Source: RefSeq, a predicted model, not a curated record